AUGGACCGACGGUCCCUCCGCGAGAGGAAGGUGUCGGAGAGGUUCGCCGUCCUCGACAAGGCCGACCAGCGCCAGGCUGUGAACGCUCGGCUGGAGGCCCUUGAAGAGGAUGAUGCCCAGGAGAACGCCCUGGCACCCGGCUCGGACGACGAGGAGUUUACCGUUAGAGAGGACUCAGAUGGGGAGUCAAUCCCGGCCGCCGGCGGGAGCACAAAGAAGAGGAAGCUGAAGACAGGGAGCAUGCGGAAGACGCGAGGCAUGGUGGCGGAGCGGGCUCGGGGCCCCAAGCUCUUCCGGGACUGGCUAGAGGAGGCCGACCUGGCCCACGAUCCUGGACCCAACUACCUGACAGCUGCGAUGGGCCCGCCGCGCAGCCGCUCCACCCGCCACAGCUGCACGGUGUGCGGCGACGCCUCCAAGUACUCCUGCACCCGCUGCGGCUCGCGCUUCUGCAGCCGUCGCUGCAACGCUACGCACGUGGAGACGCGCUGCCUGAAGUUCACGCUCUGA
Auxenochlorella protothecoides is the source of this 510-nucleotide messenger RNA. Its product is annotated as Zinc finger HIT domain-containing protein 1. Gene Ontology annotation, cellular component: Swr1 complex. Bases 1 to 510 code for a protein of 169 amino acids. The transcript has 4 exons. Lineage: Eukaryota; Viridiplantae; Chlorophyta; Trebouxiophyceae; Chlorellales; Chlorellaceae. Gene Ontology annotation, biological process: chromatin remodeling. The record is from RefSeq and is a predicted model, not a curated record. Gene Ontology annotation, molecular function: nucleosome binding.